UGUAAGUUUCGUUUGGUUCUCCCUGUGCAAUGGCAACUAAUUUCAAAAUGUGGUCCAUUCAAAACUCUAUUUGGCACGAAAAGUGGGAUUGGAAACAUUUAUUCGUUUCCUUGAACGAUAAGCUCAUGAAGAAAAUACAGGGGCACCCUAUGCAUACAAAUGAGCCAGUUUGCAGUUUGGAAAGGCAUUUUAGACUUAGUCAUGAUUAAGGAAACACGGGGUUUUGAACAUUCUCAAGCAAUUAAUAGUGUCUUUUCCCUUUGAUACUGCUGGCUGAAAUUUCCAGGUCUACUGGAUCGCUUCAAAGUUCGAGCUGCUGAUAUUUGCGUGCCCUUUUUCCUGUUCAGCAGCGACCUCUCCUCCCACCGUAGCAGGAAAACGAAACAGGAUUAAACUAAAGUUGAAAACCCAGCGCUUUGCAGCUUUGCUUCAGUCGUAUUCGGCGACUGGCCUGAAUGCUGCUGUGCUUGUUCGUCUGUGUCGCCUUGAACGUUAGUGACUGUCGACCCCUCUAGACUAAGCCACCCGAAGAAAAUUUGUAACUAGCCAUCAAGAAUACAUUUCUAUACCCGAUUCACAACUAAAUUGAAAGCUUCCAAAUUUGUCAACGUUCGUCUAGCAAUACCGGUUCUACAAGACUUCUUCCCCCACUUGUGUUCAGUAUCCUUAGAACCCAGACAAUCGCCCAUAGGGACAUUAACAAACUUUCGACAAUGCUCCAAAAUUUGGCAAGUUACCUUCUAGGCGGCACUACAACUAAUCCAGGCCAAGCUGGAGGGGCCCUUAACAGCGACAGUGACAAUAGGGUGGCACUGCGUACGACUGAUUAUGACGAUGGAUGGACGAUGGUUGAUCGCGACUCGGAGGGCAACUCGGAUGAUUCCUCGCACGAUUCGGCAUCUGAGGACGAUAGCGACAGUGGGAUGGACGUUGUGCGACUCGGACGUGCGAGUUCAGUCGACUCGCUCGUUCACGUUCACGCUAUGGAAGAAAGCUGGUUCGUGACCCCGCCGCCCUGUUUUAGUUCUCAAACAGGUCCUGUUCAGUUGCGAACAUCGCCGCUUGAAAAUCUCCUAAUCGAGCAUCCAUCGAUGAGCGUGUAUCAACGUACUGGUAGCCGUCAUCCCCAUCUGCAUUCCCCUGCUCGAUCUAACGCAUCCGAAGGAGCAAUUGUGGUUGAAGAGGAAGUGAUGGAGGACAGUACUGUUGCGGAGGGAUCGAUGGUGGUUUACUGUCGUCCUCAUUCUCCUGCACGUCGCGCUAGACCUACAGUGCUUGUUAGCGGAAUCCACGAGGUCCAACUGCUGAAGCAUCGCCAGGCGCAAAAGAUCCAAACGAAGAAGGUGGCCAAACAAUUAACACGUGGAUACUUGAAGCGUGCAAACAAGGCUCGUGAAGUGAACGGUCAUAACUACAAUCCACGACGCAAGGAACGCAGCCAAGGUUCGAACCGUUCACAUGCUAGCAAUAACCGCAAAUGUUAAGGCACUUACAAUAUUUUGAUCUCAACUAAACCCGCUGAAGAAAGGCAAACAAUAGAAUAUAGCUUUUCUCCGUAGGUAUGUAAAUUAAUGUAUGUAAUUUAAGGCAAGGAAAUAACUCUAUCAAAAUACUGUUUUCUGCAAUAUUGAAGUUCCAUUUCUUAACUAGUAUUUAAAAUAUUUUUUUUAACGCACAAUGACGAGCUGACGAGGGAUUAGGAACUUCACCGCUGCAAAAAAUGAUCCGCAACGUUCAAUUUAGAAUCAGUUAGUGGCUAAGCUUAGAAGCCAUAAAAAGGAACGUGUUGAUUCCAAUAAAAAAAACGUACCUGCUAAAAUAAGUUUGAAGUCUGAGGAUUUUCAACACUCUGUUCCUUCGGAUAAACUGAUAAUAAUCACAAAAAAUACAAGCUUAAUUCAAACAUCCAAAUUUUUUCUGUGUUCAAUUUAUGCGUUUUAUCGGGGAAUAGAACAAAUCAUCUAUUUCACUUUAAUAAGAAAAGAUCACUUCUAUGCUUUGUAAGAAAAAUACUUUAGCUUAGUGCGUGGAAACUGCCUUCAUCGCAGCUUGUAAAUAUUUUUACCGGCAAAUCGAGUCAACCAUCACCACGACAUUACCUCUCUAAUUCGGUUAGGACAAAUAAUCUAUUUCACGUUAGUAUUUAUUUCAUUUAACCGUAUUAUGAUUAAUGAUCAUUCAUCAUAGUGCGCGGAAACAUACAAAGAAUAUAUAAGAAAGACAAAAGAAUCUUAAUUCCAUACUUGACUUAGAUCGUCCCGGCUUGAUUUUUUCGUUUAACCACGAAAGAAAGGGUUCUUAGUGGGAAACCCAGCCAAUCAUCAUCACCAGAUUCACUCUAAUUCUGUUAAUAAGCUGGCAAUGUAUACACUUUGUAUCUAGAAAAAAAUUUAUUGAGAAAUGUCUGAUCUGCUUUUUACCUAUUUAUGCGAAAAGUUCAUUUAGCAAUCUGCUAUUUUGCGUUUAGAAAUCGAUCUGAACUUGAUAGUUGAUUUGAUUUGCAUUGGUCUAAAUUAUCAGUUACACGAAACUACUAUGUUGUACCCACUUAGCUAUCAAAUGCUUAAUUAAAAAAAUAUUUUCUGAGCUUAGCAAUUAUCCUUUACCACCACUACAACUUGCCCUAAAUUGUAAUAAAAUUGAUAUGUGUUCAGUAGGCAUAUUAUUUCAAAUCUAUAUCAUGAUAGUUCCUUCCAGAUUUUUGUCAUAUAUUCUAGCAUACAAUAUGUUGUUUUGACGUAUGGGAAUAUAAAUUAAAAAACCCUACGUCAAAAUUGUCUUAAUGGAAAAUCGGGAGCGAACUUUAGAACGUAAGGUCUGGUUGUACAAUAAGGCGCAAUUCUACAAAAUUAUUUAAAGCACCGUAGUGUGUUCAUUAAAUGAAUAUAAAAAUUGCAUGCUUUACUUCAUGAGUGUAUAAUAUUAGAAUGUUGCGGACAUGGUUUAUUACUUGAUAUAUCACGAUAUGAGAAAAGGAGCAAGCACUAGGCCCCAAUAAGCAAAAUACGAUUUUGCUUGUUGUGGCUACUUAGCGCCAAAUAAAACCAUUUGUAUAUUUAAAUAAUUAAAAAUCCAGUUUAUUAUAUUAAUUCGGUUUUCUUAUCGGCUUCUAAUUACGGGGAAAAUCACGGCCAUUCGAAAAAAAAAACGUUUUAGUAUUCAAUAAGUUUAAGAAUGUAUCUUAUUUAAAAUGUACAAAUUCUCUGCGAAAAUUAAAAUUUUCAUUUUUAUUUUUCAAACUGGGCAUUGAAUAUGAAAUUUGGUCAGUUCAAUUUAAUUUAAACCUGUACAUAAUUGUAAAAUAAUGUGUUGCGAACUUUUUGUAAAUAUUAAAAAACUAGUGUAGUACUACAACUAAUUACUGCAGAAUUUAUGAUUUAUUUUUGUAAAAACCGAGACUAUUUGAAAAUGUCUUUUACAUAAUAAUAGCUUAUAAAUAUGUAAGAUUCACUAACGAAAUAUAUAUCUAAGUGUAAAUUUUAUAAACCAAAUUAGCAGUAAAAUCAUUUAGAUAAAAAGGGAAAUCAUCAGAGCAAUCUGUGAUAAAAACUAUUUUUCUAGCCUGAACUCCAAAAGACAUUUUUAAAUAGAAUACACUUUAAUCCAAGUAUUAAGAACACUGUAAUAUAACAUAGCCGUUGCCAUUAUUGCAUUGUUUCAAAAUUUAUUAUUUAUGACAUAUUUAUUUUAUUUAUCUUCAUUAGAUAGUUAAUUGUGGCAACCAAUUUAGUCAAGGGCACUUUGUCUCAUCUCAUGCUGACAAUAUGUAAUAAUGAAAAAAUAAUUAACUUCUGGCUCUAAUUCAUUGUUAAAAUUAUUGUCAUCAAAUUACUUUUUUCUUAGGAAUUCGAUUUGUUAAUCCGCCAUCCACAGAAAUAAAAGUACAAAAAAAACAAAUAUCAAGGGCGAGUGUAAAUGCAUAAAAAAGUUCCAGAGACAGAACUUUUCAUAUAUAUACUGUAUGUUUGAAGGAUCUAUUUGCCUUUUGAAAUAUUUCCAACAAAACAUAUUAGCUCUGCUGCUAGAGGUGCAUCGUUUUGCUAUAAGUAUUUGAUAAGUUUCUGUUAAUUAAGGUACCUUACAAUAAUUAACAACUUCUACACGUAAGUGAUAAAUGUAGGCUCUCAUAAAAUGUAAUUGUGAAUUUUAAACAUAUUAUCUUUAACAAAUGUUUUCUGCAAAAAACUGCACUAAGCUCUAUUAGCAUUUCCCAAAUAAGGUUGUUUAAUACCUACAGAUUCGGCAAAAACAAACGCUUGAUUUGUUGUCAGCAGAAAUGAAGUGUUUGUUCUUGAAUUCAACACGAAAAAGCAGAAUUAGGACGUACUAGGAAUCAUUAAGCUGAUUUACUAAUAAUUUUUAGCAUGUCCACAUCACUGAAAAAUACUGAUUUUAUACGCUGCGUUCGAGACUAUGUCUAGAAUAUCUUAGGAAACUGAUAAAAUCCGUAUGAAUCGUUGCUUGAAAACUUUACAUGUGUACGCUAUGUAUGAGUAAACAUGUAGGAUGCACGUAUAUAUGUUAGAUUCUAAAAGUUUUAAUAUUGUGUGAAGGUAAAAUGUAGAGUGAAACAUGGUAUAAUUACAUAUAAUAAUUUAGAACUUAUCUGACAAAAGUGAUGCAAAAAAAUUGAAAAAAAGGGUGUGUGAAUAUUUAGUUGUAAGUAGAUAUUCUCUGUUUUGUGGCGUAUUUAAAGUUUACGAUUAGAGUGCAUAUGAGAAAAUGUUAUAAAAAGUUUAAAAAAUAAAAUGUACUUAUGUUACA
Molecule: messenger RNA, 4764 nt
Organism: Dendroctonus ponderosae (mountain pine beetle)
Lineage: Eukaryota; Metazoa; Arthropoda; Insecta; Coleoptera; Curculionidae
Gene: TP53INP
Product: tumor protein p53-inducible nuclear protein 2
Exons: 6
Coding region: 714-1484 (256 amino acids)
Biological process (GO): positive regulation of DNA-templated transcription; autophagosome assembly
Cellular component (GO): nucleus; autophagosome
Source: RefSeq, a predicted model, not a curated record